AUGCAUGAAAUCAUCACCCUCCAGCUGGGCCAGCUGAGCAACUAUGCGGCAACCCAUUUCUGGAACACUCAGGAAUCCUACUUCACGUACUCGGACCAGGACGAGUCCCCGGUAAACCACAACGUUCACUGGCGCCCAGGCGUGGCACUCGAUGGCUCCGAGACAUUCCUCCCGCGUACCGUCGUGUACGACCUCAAGGGUGGUUUCGGAUCGCUUCGGAAAAUCAACGCCUUGUACGAUGCAAGCCAGGAAGGGGCACCUGCUCAUCUGUGGGAAGGAUCCCCUCAAGUCCAUAAACAGCCACAGGUCGAAUCGAGUGCCUACCAGCAGAGCCUCGACCUUGGCACCCCCGCGCCCAAGCUCAAGCCGUCUGACGUGCGUUAUUGGUCCGACUUUUCGCGCGUCUUCUACCACCCAAAAUCUCUCAAUCAGCUCUACGACUAUGAGCUUAACUCGUCCAUCAGGCCGUUUGAUAAGUGGGCCCUGGGCAAGGAACUUUUCGACACCUUGGACAAGGAGCAUGACAUCGUCGACCGGGACUUUCGUCCCUUCGUCGAGGAGGCCGACCAGAUGCAGGGCCUUCAGAUCGUGACGACCAUCGACGACGCUUGGGGUGGCUUCGCGACUGAGUACGUCGAACGUCUGCGGGACGAGUACGGCAAAAUCACGAUCUGGGUCUGGGGCCUGCAGACUCCUGUGCCUGCGACACGAAUUGACCAGAGACGUCUCCAGAUGGCCAACACGGCAAGGACUGUCAAAGACUUGUGUGAACAUGCCUCCAUGUUGGUUCCCAUGGCCCUCCCACAGACCCGCCUGUGCUCCAAUAUCAACAUGGACCUACAGUCCCCCUGGCACGCCACUGCUCUGCUGAGCACUGCCAUGGAGACCGCAGGCCUUCCUUCUCGACUCAACUCCGGCAGCACCGGUAGUGGUCUGCAAGCAACGCUGAGCGACCUGGUUAGCGGCUUGAAUCUGCGCGGACGACAGACCAUGAGCCGCCUGCAGAUGAGCAUCGUGGACUCCUCCUCGGAAUCGGACUUGGACGCCCGCGUACCGGACGAGGAGGAGAAGGAGGACGUCAAGCUGGACACUGACUUGUUUGAUAUCCUGCGAGCGAAGACAUCGACAGGAAGACGGAACACGAAAAGCGGCAGAGGCACACCCCACCUCUUCGGCCAAACGAUAACUAGCCGCGGUACGCCGCAAGACUUGGAUGACGUGGACCAAGGCAGACAACGGCCAAGAGCCGCACUCGUGGAGACCAGUACUCAAAGAUAUCACACGAAUAAAGGUUUUCCCAUGCUCGACAGCUUCCCCGAAAUUUACCUCGACAGCGGCGGUGAGCCUUCCACGGCCUUCGGCGUCAAAACUAGUCUUUCCACGGACACGUCUGUAUCAGCAGCCCUGAAAGCCUUGCGUACCACCGUUUCAUCUUCCAUGGGUGUCGAAGACCGAGAAGAUAUUAGCAAUGAGUUGGCUGAUCUCGCCGAGGCAUACCGAGAAGGUUGGUCGAGUGGUAGCGAUGAUGAUGAUGAUUGA
Colletotrichum spaethianum is the source of this 1539-nucleotide messenger RNA. Its product is annotated as protein DML1. The transcript has 5 exons. Gene Ontology annotation, biological process: mitochondrion distribution. Gene Ontology annotation, cellular component: cytoplasm. The record is from RefSeq and is a predicted model, not a curated record. NCBI's taxonomy places the organism in Eukaryota, Fungi, Ascomycota, Sordariomycetes, Glomerellales, Glomerellaceae. Bases 1 to 1539 code for a protein of 512 amino acids.